AUGCAAUGAAUCAUUGACAAGACGACGAAAUUAUUAUUUAAACGAAGCAAGCGGCAGGCAAGUCGCUCCCCUGUUUCUCUUUCUACCCGAAACCUCCAUCAAUGGCGUCCUUCUCCGGAAUCCUCUCCAAAUUCUCACUAUUCCUUCUGAUUCUCGCCGUUUCCACUCAAACCCAUCUCUCUUUUUCAACUUCAACUGAUAUCCACGAUCUUCUUCCUCUUUACGGUUUUCCAAUCGGUCUCUUACCCAACAAUGUCCAGUCCUACACUCUCUCAGACGACGGUAGCUUCGAUAUCCAACUCCAAAGCGAUUGCUAUGUGAAAUUCACCGAUCUGGUCUAUUACGGAAGAAAUAUCAAGGGGAAAUUGAGCUAUGGGUCUUUGACCGAUGUUUCUGGGAUUCAAGUGAAGAAGCUCUUUGCAUGGCUUCCUAUUACUGGAAUCAAGGUUAGUCAAGGCUCUAAAUCCAUCGAAUUUGCGGUUGGGUUCUUGUCUGAGAAUUUGCCGGUCAGCAUGUUCGAGUCAAUUCCUACAUGUAGAAAGAGAGCUUCCCUAGGAGAAAGAGCAAAAGCAAUGUGAGGUGGAAGUAAUAGCUUUCCAAAGCGUUUAUCCUUUCCAUUUGGUGUGAGAAGCAUGUUGACCUUUGCAAGAAGAAUAAAGUAAUCUUUGUUUCUAUGUCAUGAACCAACCAUGUUCAUUUUAAAUCCUUUUUUUAAUGUCUUUAUCAUAAAUAUUUCACAUGUUUAUCAAAUGUUUCUUUCAAUAAUAUUAUCCUUUUACUAUA
Molecule: messenger RNA, 783 nt
Organism: Benincasa hispida (wax gourd)
Lineage: Eukaryota; Viridiplantae; Streptophyta; Magnoliopsida; Cucurbitales; Cucurbitaceae
Product: DUF538 family protein, putative (Protein of unknown function, DUF538)
Source: RefSeq, a predicted model, not a curated record